CGCGGCGCGCGAAUUUCUGUUGUGUUGCAGAAGGUAGAAGAAUCAGAUGCACCUUUAUUCCUAGUUGAGUUGUCUUGAACGUGUAUGGCGCAUGCUAACGUGAUAAAACAGAGCUUAACGAACGUACAGUGCCGUUAGUUUGCGCGUCCUGCACUCGUUGACGUAAGAGGACCGACUGCGUUUUAGCAGUGAGCAAAGGAUGAGCAGCCCAGGACAGAGCAGCGGCACCAACCAAGCAGCUGAGCUCUUUGAAGGUUUGUGGAGGCAGCUCAGAGAUUGCCACCAGAAUGUGCUUCAAGAACUGGAGGCAAAAGUGAGUAAAUUGAAAAAGGAGCGCUGUCUAGAUGCUCAGAGGCUUGAGGUGUUUUACAGUCGUAAUCAGCAGCUGAAGGACCAAAACAAAACCCUGCAGGAUGCCAUCAGUCUCUUAGAGGAAAGGCUCAGAGCGGGAGAGUGUGAUCAGUGUUCCAUCCUAGAGGAGAGCCUGAAAAAUAACCAGGAUCUCAUCACCGCUCUGAAGAAUGAAAGAAACCAUCUUCAAGAAGAAAACAGCAGACUUCAUGCUCAAGUACAAAGGUUAAAAACAUCUUGCUCAGAGCGUCCAGUCACGUCUUCACCAGAACAUGAAGACUGCAUCAUCCCAGACUCUCCAAUACUGUCCAGCUCACUGCCGGUGGUAAACAAGCUAAAGAAACGUAAACGCAUGGACCAAAGCAAACACGUCCGCUACGCAGAACUGCCUUCACCACAGUCCAACAACUCACUCUUUAAUGAAGUGACUAAGGAGACUGCUGAUGCAUCAAAGUAUGUUGAAAGAGCAGAGCAGAGAGUGCUUGUACCCAACACAUGUGAGCUGGACACAUCCCCAGAGGAUGUGAUUUACGAUGCGGAGGUGGUUGCAGAUACCUGUGCCCUCGAACCCGUUAACAACCAACACAUGAAAACGAUUUCAGCCCGGCAAAGCAGCUCUAAACCUCCCUGGAAGAACGUUCCUGCAAUGUCCUCCACUUCAUCCAAGCUCAUCCAUUGCCUAGACUCAAGCACAGUCUCUCCUUCUCUGCUUCCACGUGUAAAGAGGUUCUCAGACAGAUGCUCUCUUAGCAAAGCAAAACGCAAGAAGGAGGACAGUGAGUCGGACAUUCAACAGGACAACAAACAAGUCCAAGAACAGGUGGAGAGUCUAAAGGAAGCUCAGAGGACCUCCACAACCACAGGCGAGCAAAGCUUUGAGAAGCAGCCACUGGACAGCAAGGUUCAGCUGGUGGGAAAUGGCGCUUCAAAGCAAAACCCAAACGUUUCCUCUGCCAGUCCUUUUAAGAAGCCAAACAAGAAUUGGAAGAAAGAACCAGUCGGUGGAAAGGAAACAACCCCUGAGCACAAUCUGACAUCACACCACCAACAUGAAGAGGAUGAGGAGGGAAGGAAGCUGGAGCCCACGUGGAGCAUUGACCCUGCACUGGACCUGUCUGCCUACGAUAGCGAGUGCAGAGGAGAUGAGGAUAAAGAACCGUGCCCUGGGGAGCUGGUGGACACAGACUGCACAUGGGUCAGUCACAGUUUACUGCAGCGUCAGGGAGAAAACAGCCAGGACAGAAGGAGUGUGACGGGACUUGGCCAAAAGGCAAACGACAGCUUGGACAUGAUGUUUGAUGCAACGGCUCAUGAGGAGUACAAGUCUUACAACUCUUCACGUUUAGCCUGUAUCCAGGCUGAUGAGGAUGAUGAUGUUGAUGAUGCUGAGGAAGAGGAGGAUGAAGAAGACGACGACCUUGAGCGCGGUCGUCCUGCAGACGCCUCGUGUCUCGGUAAAGCUCGGCAUCCAACAUUCGCACAUGUCGCAGUCAUUCGCAAGAAAGAGGAGAGGCGAAAACUGAAGGGCACCACCUGCAAGGAAUGUGAAGUAUAUUAUGCUCAUCUCCCAGAGGAGGAGAAACAGAAGAAGCUUUCUGCGUGUUCAAGGCACCGCUUUCUUUACGUCCCUCCCUCUACUCCAGAGAACUUUUGGGAAGUUGGAUUUCCAUCAACGCAGACCUGCAUUAACAGAGGUUAUAUUAAGGAGGAGAAAAAUCCUACAGCACGCUUACGAAGAAGACAACCACUUAACGCUUUAUUCUCCCCAAAGCAAAGCCAGCAGGACACCUAAAAGCAGAAGCAGCUAGAAGUGUUCUAAUGAUCUAAUUACACCUCAUCAUCAUCAACAUGUAUUUAAUGGCACAGAGAAGUAAAUUAUAUUUAUAGAACCAAUGAUAUGUUCGAAGAUCGUUUUUAAAUGAGUUUGUGCAGGUGCACGUGACAAAAGCAGCAGCCUUUCUAAAUGAUAAAGGCGUAUAAUCAGACCAGACAACGUUCAACAUAAUAAAAAAUGAGUCAAAUGAAAAAA
Betta splendens (Siamese fighting fish) is the source of this 2380-nucleotide messenger RNA. It is a transcript of the gene rbbp8, whose product is annotated as retinoblastoma binding protein 8. The transcript has 19 exons. The record is from RefSeq and is a predicted model, not a curated record. Gene Ontology annotation, cellular component: site of double-strand break. Bases 200 to 2143 code for a protein of 647 amino acids. Lineage: Eukaryota; Metazoa; Chordata; Actinopteri; Anabantiformes; Osphronemidae. Gene Ontology annotation, biological process: double-strand break repair via homologous recombination; DNA double-strand break processing involved in repair via single-strand annealing. Gene Ontology annotation, molecular function: damaged DNA binding; Y-form DNA binding; single-stranded DNA binding.